Messenger RNA from Hylaeus anthracinus, 1363 nucleotides. RefSeq lists its product as uncharacterized. The record is from RefSeq and is a predicted model, not a curated record. Lineage: Eukaryota; Metazoa; Arthropoda; Insecta; Hymenoptera; Colletidae. The annotation marks the transcript as partial. The transcript has 2 exons.
CUGUCGCUGUAUCGUUCGUGGACGUCCGUUCCACGGCGAGAAACACGUACCCGGUCGGGUACGGUAGAUACUAGGGCACAGACCAGCGUCAAGAUAAAGUCAGAUAGGGCGGUCGCCCAGGAUGAGCAGGAACGGGCGGUGCCGUUAGUGGUGUACAACAUCUCCUCGGAAGGGCCUCUGAAACAAGUGGGGGGCCACACACACGGCCCCCGAAAGGGCCAGCUGGAUGGUCUAGCUGACGAGCGGGCGUCGUCGGUACCCGUUUCUAAGAUCGGCUCGGAGGGCAUCGACCAGUCGUCGAGGGAGGACCUCGCCACGACCUGCGGUCCAGGUCUCGCGGAGGCGGAUGCUGGACGGGUCCUCAAAGUGGACGAAUCGAAGGGCUGCAAAGCGUCGAGGAUCGAGUGCAGCGUAGCGUCUAACGGGACGCCAGCGUUGGUCCACCAGUGGCAUCGUCAGGAGACAUCCAGCGUCGCGUUGGAUCUGCAGUUCGCCGUCGACAGCGCCGAGGUCCGUUCGAAGCGGCCUAGGAAGACGUUGGCGGAUAGCGGCGAGACGAUCGACAAAAGGGGACACUGCCCGACGCACAGGCAAAGGACGCCCGCAGCCGCCAUCCCGAGGCAUCGCUCGGACAGCACGCGAAGGGAUUCCAAUCGAUCGUGCCGUGUUCAUGGUCGAAGGCGGGACAGAUCACGAGGAAAAGCCACGGAAAGACAGAUCCAGAGUUCGAGGGAUUUGACGGCCAAUGAGCUCGAGUGCUCGGUCAUACGCUUGGAACAGGACCCCAUCCUCGAGCCAGUGAGGAUCCUCGGUUGCCCACCCGCGGAGGGACUCGAGAUAUCCUCGUUUCUCGAGCCAGCGCCCAAUUGCCUCUAUCCAACCAUCAACGUCGGUCGAAUAGCGACGACCGAGGCGGCCUGCUUCAGCCUCUACGAGCCCAACAUCCAGCCGAAGAGUCGCGUAGACAGCAUCGCCAAAAUCCUCGAGGGUCCCAAUCGCGCUGUGAAGGACAUUAAUAGGAAGAUCUUGGCGAUGGCACGUGCCAUGGCGCCUGCAUGGUCGCUGCGUCUGCUAAGCGUCAGCUGCGGUUCCGUGGUCUGCGCCUGGGGACUUCUGUUGAUCCUGUCCGUGCUGGGCGGUGGCGCCUCUCACGGUACCGCCCUCGGGAGUUUCGGUCUCGGGAGUUUGUCGGGGACGAUGGAGGACAUGAACAGUGUUAGAUGCCCUUGGUUGUGUACGUGCAACGGUCAGGAGGUCGAGUGCUCUCACCGGGGACUGACGCAGAUACCUGAGAACCUGGCCACCUUGCUCCUCGCCGAAAAACUGUAAGUUCAGCUCACAUCCUACUUACACGAACCAGUCC